AUGUACUGGUCCUCACUUGGGCUUGCACUUACCACUUUCUUCAACAAUGUCGCAGCUUCGCCAGCUCACAACCUCAAAGCGCGCCAAUUUGCGACAGCUGCAAUGCUGCGCUUCCAGUGCUCUCAAUUAGUUUACGAUCGCAUCGACCCACUUGUUCAGCCUGGCGUUGCACCCUCAGCACACAUGCACCAGAUCGUGGGUGGAAAUGCCUUCAACGUGUCUAUGCCACCGCUCGACCUCGAUCCCAGCACGGAAGCCACAUGCACAACCUGUGAUUUCGCUGAAGACCUCUCAAACUAUUGGACCGCAAACCUAUACUUCAAAGCGCGCAACGGUACUUUCCAACGCGUCCCUCAGAUGGUUAAUUUGGGCCUUCAGGGUAGAGAAGGCGUUACAGUGUACUACAUUCCGCCAUACGAUGGGAAGAGCACCGUCACAGCUUUCCCCAAAGGCUUCAGGAUGUUGGUUGGUGAUCCAGGAUUGAGAGUCCAGGAGGGACAACAAAAGCAGCUUUGCCAUCGGUGCUUUACGAACAAAGAACAGGAUCCCUUCGGUGGCGCGCCAUGUAUUGGAGAAUUCGAUACUGCGGGACUGCCACCAAAGAUGUGUGGCGGUGGAAUUCGGACGACUAUUACGUUUCCGACAUGCUGGGAUGGCAAGAACCUCGAUUCCCCCAACCACAAAGACCACGUCGCUUACCCAACAACUGGCUCCUUCGAGUCCAACGGUCCCUGCCCAGCGACACACCCCAUACAUAUGCCACAACUCAUGUACGAAGUCAUGUGGGACACCACCCCUUUCAAUGAUGCGGCUCUCUGGCCUGAUGACGGCUCGCAGCCUUUCGUGUACAGCAUGGGUGACGCAACUGGCUAUGGCCAACAUGGCGACUAUGUCUUUGGCUGGAAAGACGGCGCGCUGCAAAAGGCUAUGGAUCAACGCUGCUUUGGAAACACCUGUACUGGACUGACGACUCAGGGUGCUGAUGUGUCGACAAAGUGCGGGGUGCCGCAAGCUGUGAAAGAGCCGGUCGAUGGAUGGCUUGAUGAAUUGCCUGGUGGGCCGGCCGUCACUUACGAGUAA
Molecule: messenger RNA, 1080 nt
Organism: Alternaria postmessia
Lineage: Eukaryota; Fungi; Ascomycota; Dothideomycetes; Pleosporales; Pleosporaceae
Exons: 4
Coding region: 1-1080 (359 amino acids)
Source: RefSeq, a predicted model, not a curated record